Camellia sinensis is the source of this 1948-nucleotide messenger RNA. RefSeq lists its product as uncharacterized. The record is from RefSeq and is a predicted model, not a curated record. Gene Ontology annotation, cellular component: nucleus. Gene Ontology annotation, biological process: DNA alkylation repair; regulation of DNA-templated transcription. Gene Ontology annotation, molecular function: RNA binding. Lineage: Eukaryota; Viridiplantae; Streptophyta; Magnoliopsida; Ericales; Theaceae.
UUAUCCUCCGCCGCCGACGAUGAUUGCUUGCAGGUCUUUCUUCUUCUUCAGGAUAGAUUUUAUGGCGUGAAAUGAAUCCGAUUAUCAUUAGAUUUUCUCUGCAGAGUCGACCGAGCUUGGAAAUAUACAAACGCAAACGUUUUAUCGAAACCUGUUCAAUGCUUGCAGGAAUGCAGUUUUCAUCAUAGUCUGAACUAUAAGUGGAAAAUGGCUGGUGCAAAAGAUAGGCAAAGUGUUAUGGAUUGGAAAAAGCAAAAAACAGUUACUCCCAUAUGGAGACCAGUCUGUACAAAAUCUAGUUCCUCUGAAGUAAAGGUGAAGAAUGAACUUGUCCUCACUCCCUUUCUGGUCACUACUACUAUUGUGUUCCAAAGAAAGGUUGAGUUUGAAGAUUUGCAUGAUGUGGGUAAAUGUGGAAAGCAAGAAGAUGGAAUUAAAGUCCAAGAAGUACAUGCUAGUAUUUCUAGCAGUGCUUUAGAUGCUCAACAUACCCAUGAAGAUGGUGAAGCAGCAAAUGGAGCAACUGACCCCACUUUUAACUCUAGAGCAUUUCUGGAUAAUGAUGAAGAAAGAGCUCCAGGAAGUGGAUCAGUGCAUUCUGAUGAGAAGCAUUCAGUUUCAGUAGAGGUAGGAGCUUCCUUAAUGCGUUUCAUUAAAGGAAAAUGGGGAUCUACACAGAAAAAAAUUGAAGAGGACAUGGGAGUUAAAAUCAUAUUUCCAUCAUCAAGGAAGGAGGAUUCUAUCAUAAUUGAAGGCAUUUCCACAGAAAGUUUGACUAAAGCUUCAGAAAGAGUACAAGUCAUAAUUGAUGAGGCAGUAAAAAGCCCAAAUCUAGACUACUCUCACUUCAUAUCGCUUCCUUUGGCGAUACACCCUGAACUGGUUGAUAAGCUUCUCAAUUUUCAGAAGUCCAUACUGGGAACUAGCAAUGCUAAUGAGGAUGAAAAUCUGGGUAACGAUUCAAAUGGAGACACUUCAGAAGAUGAAGAUAAGGAACAAGAGUUGGUUGGAGGAUCUGAUGUUGCAGUUAAGCUUAAAGUUGAAGAUGAUAAUAAACAUGUUAAAGUGGAUAUAACAAACAUAUGUCGUGUAAGUUACCCACCUAGAGCAUCAAAGCCUUCUGAACAGAAAGCAUCAAAGUCUUCUGCCUUGUCUGAUUUGGGAAUUGAGAAAUCAAUAUUUAUUAAACCCAAAACGUUUCACUUAACUGUGCUCAUGCUGAAAUUGUGGAACAAGGACCGAGUUGAUGCAGCGGCUGAGGUUUUGCAGAGUGUCUCCUCAGAAGUAUUGGAAGCUUUGGACAGCCUGCCUGUUUCUGUAAGGCUUAAGGGGCUGGAAUACAUGAGAGGUUCGUUGGCCAAAGCACGUGUUGUCUAUGCUCCUGUUGAAGUAAUUGGUGGCGAGGACAGACUACUGCGCGCCUGUCAAGUCAUUAUUGAUGCAUUUGUUGAAGCUGGUCUUGUUCUUGAAAAAGAUGCUCAACAAAAAUUGAAGUUGCAUGCCACUGUGAUGAAUGCAAGGCACAGGAAAAGGGGACAAUGGAAAAGAAAGUUUGAUUCAUUUGAUGCACGAGGCAUUUUCAAGCAAUUUGGUUCUGAGGAAUGGGGGGAGUAUCUUAUCCGUGAAGCUCAUCUUUCACAAAGGUUUGUUUAUGAUGAAAAUGGCUAUUACCAUUGUUGUGCUUCCAUUCCUUUUCCUGAAAGCACAGAAUGAGAUUGAUUCUUUCCUAUGAAGAUUCAGUGGCUUACAUUACUUUCAGUAGGAAUAGACUAAGUAAUAUUUGGUUGUUCUUUGGUGAUGAUUAUUAUCAUGUUCAUUUGUUUUAAUUCUAGCGAGGCUGUAGCAACAGUCCAACUUUCUAGAAUGUAGUUUAUAAUUUUGUGCUUUAUGUCAAUAAGAGAUCAUUGUUGGCUCACCUAGUUAUCAUUUUGAGUUCCGUGGUUCAAAA